Coffea eugenioides is the source of this 807-nucleotide messenger RNA. RefSeq names its product disease resistance response protein 206-like. Lineage: Eukaryota; Viridiplantae; Streptophyta; Magnoliopsida; Gentianales; Rubiaceae. The transcript has a single exon. The record is from RefSeq and is a predicted model, not a curated record. The coding region runs from base 29 to 604 and encodes 191 amino acids.
CACACUCUCCCCACCCCAAUAUAAACAAAUGGGAGCAAAAUCUUUUCUAGUUUCAGCUACCAUUUUUUAUCUUCUCUUAUUUGGAUGCUUUGCCACGGCUGCAACGCGGUCAGGCAAGAGAAUCCUGGCCAGAACCCCUUGCAAACGACUGGUGUUUUAUUUCCACGACAUCAUCUACAAUGGUCACAAUUCCCGCAAUGCAACUGCAGCCAUUAUUGGAGCCCCCGCUUGGGGCAACAGGACCGUAUUGGGUGGACAAAACCAUUUUGGAGACUUGGUUGUGUUCGAUGAUCCAAUAACUUUGGAUAACAAUCUACAUUCUACCCCAGUUGGUCGCGCGCAAGGCUUCUACAUCUAUGACAAGAAAGAUAUAUUCACAGCUUGGCUUGGUUUUUCCUUUGUGCUUAAUUCCACAGAGCAUAAAGGCAGUAUAAACUUUGCCGGAGCUGAUCCGUUAAUGAAUAAAACGAGGGACAUUUCGGUGAUUGGUGGCACGGGGGACUUCUUCAUGACUAGGGGGGUUGCCACUCUCAUGACUGAUUCAUUUGAGGGGGAAGUAUACUUCCGGCUACGAGUUGACAUAAAACUGUAUGAAUGUUGGUAACGAGUUCAACUCUAAUUUGAUUUAAUUUCUUUUCGAUGCCUUUUUCGUAUUGUUUCUUUGAUGUUUAAUUGUUUCUUAUUGUAAGAAAAAGGACUCAUGGCGUCCAAGAUGACGUACCAUGGGAUUUGUUCUAUUUGUAAUUGCUGGCUCAACUUUGAGUACACAUCUUUGUUCCUUAAGAAUGUGAACUUUCUAUUGCCUGA